UUUGGCCCCGCCCCGAUGGAGGGGAGCGGCAGGCAGGAGGAGGACGCGGCGCCGCCGCCGCCGCCGUGGACGCCCAGCGGGGCCACGGUGUUCCGCCGCUUCGUGGGCGCCACCGCUACGCGAGGGGCGGCGCCUAAGGCGGCCCCUCGGGCGGCGGGCAGCGGUGUUGCCCCGCGCGUAAGCAAACUCCACGGCGUCAAGAGGAAGCCGUUUGUUGUGAGGCUGACGGCAGACAUCAUUCAAACUUUUGAAAGAUGCCACCCAGAGUUUAAGUACUCAGAGGCGCUAAACCCAAAGCGCUUUCUAACGCAUCCUUCGACCCCAGUCCACAAUAAUGGAGUCGAUAAUAAAUACUGGGACCUUAUAUUGUUUGUCAACCAGGAAUUGCUCAACGAGACAUCAAACCGAAGAUUCAUUGUCAAGGAAAUGCUUGGUCAAGGCACGUUUGGCCAAGUUGUGAAAUGCUGGGACACCGAAACUAACGACUAUGUUGCUGUGAAGGUUAUAAAAAACCAGCCUGCAUUUUAUCAGCAGGCGAUCGUGGAGGUUUCACUCUUAAGAACGCUAAAUCAGAAAUUUGAUCCUGAUGAUCAGCAUAACAUUGUCAGAAUGCUAGAUUAUCUCACAUUCCAAAAUCAUCUGUGUAUUGCCUUUGAAAUGCUUGGUCAAAACCUGUAUGAGCUGUUAAAAAGGAAUCAUUUAAGAGGUCUGAAAGUGAAAUAUGUACAAGCCUUCUCAAAACAGAUAUUGGAUGCCAUGAUUGUGAUGAGAGAUGGUGGCAUCAUUCACUGUGAUCUAAAACCGGAAAAUAUCCUCUUAGCCCCAACUGCCAAGACAGCUGCAGCAGUGAAAGUUAUCGAUUUUGGAUCAGCAUGCAUGGAGGGUAAAACUGUGUACUCAUACAUUCAGAGCCGCUAUUACAGGUCUCCAGAAGUUCUGCUCGGCUAUCCGUAUACUACUGCAAUAGAUAUGUGGUCAUUCGGUUGCAUAGUUGCUGAACUGUUUAUAGGGCUACCGCUAUUUCCUGGAGCAUCAGAAUAUGAUGUGCUUAAGCGUAUGCUAAAGAUUCUCGGGGGGCAACCACCAGAUGACUUGCUAAGGGGAGCUAAAAAUACUGGUAGAUUUUUUAAACCUCUUGGAAACAUUAAUCCGGGUAUCAGGUCACACGAAAGCCCUAGCACUGCAUACAGAAUGUUAAGUGAAGAGGAGGUUGAGGGGAGGGGGGCAACAAGACCGAUAUUAGGGAAAUGGUACUUCCCUCAGCAAAGGUUGGACCAGCUAAUAUUUACCUAUCCUUGGGACAAUACAGAAUUGUCAGAGACAGAAAAGGCAGAUCGCUCGGUAUUAGUUGAUUUCUUGAGGGGGCUUCUUGAAUUCGAUCCAAAUAAGCGAUGGUCGCCAUUUCAGGCGUCUGGCCAUCCAUUCAUUACAGGCGAACCUUUCACUGGUCCAUAUAAGCCUGUCUCUGAGACUCCAAGAAUUCCUGUUGCUCAUGCUGCAGCAGUUGAUCACAAUCCAGGAGGAGGGCACUGGUUAGCUGCAGGUCUUUCUCCUGCAGAUCUUUCUCCCCAGAUUGGAAGUGCGAACAGAUGUCUACCUCCUAAUAACCCCUAUCAUCCAAGAAUGCCCUUUUCUUAUGGGAGUAGUUAUGGAAGCUUUGGUAGCCAUGGUAGCUAUGCUGGCAAUGCAGGUCCUGCUAGCAGCUAUGGAAGCUAUGGUGAUGUUAAUAAUGUCAACAUGUAUUACUCACCAGUAGGUCCUUCUGGGUUUCCACAUGUUGGCUCUAGUCCAGAUAUCAGACUGAGACCUCGUAUCUCAUAUGAUAGAGGCAUUCGGUUAAGCCCUGGAGGUAUGGGGCCUAUGUCCCUUGGUACCAGUCCAUCUCAGUUUACCCCACCAAACUACCAGAUGCACAUCCCAGCUAAUUCUACUGGGAAGCAUGGUUCUGGUUCUCCUGCGAGUGGAAGCAUUCAUGGCUCUCCAUUGGGAAAAGCUGCACCAGUAGGCCAGUACAGCAACAGGAAGAACAUGCCGAUGCCGCCACAUGAAUUUGCAUCUCAGCAUGGACAAGGACGACAUGGGGAUGGUGUCAGUUUUAGUCACUCUGAUGCCUAUAUUCGUGGACACGCUGGCUACUCUCAGCACUCCUUACCUAGUUCUGGUCAUUCUAGUUGGAGACCGCAAAUAGCUUCUGGAGGUGGAUUUACCUUGGAGGCUUCUUCUAGUCAUGGGUCUUCCCGAGCAUUCCAUUCACACAAUGUGCCACCUUUGCCCUCAUUUGACAUUAUACCAGAUACAUCAGGUCCAUCAACACAAGAUCCUUCUGACUGGGAUCCUGAUUAUAGCGAGGAGUCACUAUUGCAAGAAGACAAUUCAUUGUCAGCUGAUUUAACCAGCAGUCUCCAUCUUAGGGACGCAACUGGUCAGCCGGGCGGAUCUGCCAGAUCAACCCGUGUCCAAAGCCACAACUUUGCAAGCUCAAACCCUCUACCGACAGGCCAAAGCUACAGAGGGGAUCAACAACUCCCCUCAUCCUCACUUGGAAGGGGCACUCGCCCUACUGUUCCAAUCAUCUAUGGUGGUUACACACCCCCGAAUUAUGCUCAGCAAAGUCUCCGCGGUCGCCAUGGACAUCAAUUUCUUCAACCGAGAUACAGUCAGGCAACCACUAACAGUCACAUGCGACCGCCAAUGGGGAGUCAUCAAAGUGGGCAGCCGGCAUGGCCUCCUCCCUAUGGCGUGGGUGAGGGAAUGCCCUGGGGAGGAACAGGUGUGCAUUCGUUUACGACAGGCGGUUUACCCUCGUCCCUUCCAAGGAAAGACUAUGGGAGCAUAGUUUAGUGUGGACUCAGAGCACUGCCAUUCAUUGCCAGGAUAAAUUAUUUGUACGGGUGGAAUCGACUCUGGCUAUUGAUUUUUCUUUCCUGCAAUGUUGUAUUUGCAUUGCCCCAUUGGGUCCUCCAUUGUGAAGACAGUUGAGAACUCAUAUAUAAUACAAUCGGUCGUUACAGCAUUGUCUGUGUUCACCUA
Messenger RNA from Lolium rigidum, 3030 nucleotides. RefSeq names its product dual specificity protein kinase YAK1 homolog. Gene Ontology annotation, cellular component: cytoplasm. Lineage: Eukaryota; Viridiplantae; Streptophyta; Magnoliopsida; Poales; Poaceae. Gene Ontology annotation, biological process: peptidyl-serine phosphorylation; peptidyl-threonine phosphorylation. Gene Ontology annotation, molecular function: protein serine/threonine kinase activity; protein tyrosine kinase activity; ATP binding. The transcript has 18 exons. Bases 16 to 2841 code for a protein of 941 amino acids. The record is from RefSeq and is a predicted model, not a curated record.